AUGACCACUACAACGACAACAUCUCACGCCGAGUCCACAGCCGCAUUGGCCAAAUCAUCUGGUCCUAUGAAGCUGGAUGGAGUAGCAACCAACUACGGCGACUGGCGAGAUGACCUCAAUCGAGAUGGCUAUGCAGUUAUCAAGGGUGCCAUUCCCAGAGUACGAGCUGAUGGCUAUUCGGAUAAGUUCUACAGUUACAUCGAAGACUUUGGCCUUGGAUAUUCCCGCAAGGAUCCUUCGACCGUUAAACAAGCGAAGUUACCGGUUGUCAACGAGAAGGGCAUGAUUCUUCAUUACGGUGUCACUCACGAAAAAUGGGUUUGGGAUAUCCGAAGUGAGCCCGGUGUUGUGGAAGCAUUCGAGAGGGUGUAUGAUGAUACCGAUCUGAUCGUAUCAUUCGAUGUUGUAAAUGUUGGAUUUGCGAACCGAGAAGACCUCCCAGAGAAUAAGCCAUGGCCUCACCAAGAUCAGGACCCGGCAAAGCCUGGUUUCAGAUGCCUACAGGGACUCGUCAAUUUGAACCCCUGUGGUCCAGAUGAUGGUGGUCUUAUUGUAUGUCGGGGUGGCCAUCGCCUUUCGGAAGAAUUCCACGAGGCCAUGAAAGACGAAGAAAGAAUUCCUGCUUGGACUCCUGAGUGGUACGGUUUCACUGAAAACGGCAUGAAGUGGCUCAACGACAAAGGCCUUGAAUGGGUCAAGGUCUGCGCCGACCCUGGUGAUCUUAUCGUUUGGGACAGUAGAAUUCCUCACUACAACGUCCCGACGAAAACUACACAGGACAGAUUUGCCGUGUAUACUUGCUUUAUGCCCGUGAAGAGCGCUACGCAAGAAGAUUUGAUUAGAAAGAAGGAUGCUUUCGAGAACCGUCUCGGAACAACGCACUGGCCCAAUGCUCGUCAUGUUGGAUCAAACACUGCAAUGAGGGGUGGGGUUCUAUGCUCAGCGGCUCGCUCAAGACCUGUGGAGGAUCCCGUACUCACUGAGAGAGCGUUCAGAUUGACUGGUAUUCCAUACAUUCAGGCCUCAGCUUGA
Exophiala bonariae is the source of this 1032-nucleotide messenger RNA. RefSeq lists its product as uncharacterized. The record is from RefSeq and is a predicted model, not a curated record. The transcript has 3 exons. NCBI's taxonomy places the organism in Eukaryota, Fungi, Ascomycota, Eurotiomycetes, Chaetothyriales, Herpotrichiellaceae. Bases 1 to 1032 code for a protein of 343 amino acids.